AUCGCAUUAGAAACAUCCCACCUGCAAAUCAUAUCUUUGAACACAACUAAAGAGAUUUUGUAUCAAAGGAACGAUCAUUUGCAAUGAAGACAAGAACAUUCACAGGCAUGGAUAAAGGACUUAUCCUCUGUGUUCUGUUGGUGACACUGUCGUGGAGAUUUAUGGGCACAGAAGCAACCACCACACAUAUGGCAGAAAGCACGAUGACAAGUACCACUAUGUCGACAACAUCAAAUAGCGGCACGACAACUAUGGCAGAAAACACAGUGACAAGUCCCGCUAUGUCCACAACACCGACUAGCGACAUGACAACUACAGCAGAAAACACAGCGACAAGUCCCGCUAUGUCCACAACACCAAAUGGCGACAUGACAACUACAGCAGAAAACACAGCGACAAGUCCCGCUAUGUCCACAACACCAAAUGGCGACAUGACAACUAUGGCAGAAAACACAGCGACAAGUCCCGCUAUUUCCACAACACCAAAUGGCGACAUGACAACUACGGCAAAAAACACAGCGACAAGUCCCGCUAUUUCCACAACACCAAAUGGCGACAUGACAACUACGGCAGAAAACACAGCGACAAGCCCCGCUAUGUCCACAACACCAAAUGGCGACAUGACGACUACGGCAGAAAACACAGUGACAAGCCCCGCUAUGUCCACAACACCAAAUGGCGACAUGACGACUACGGCAGAAAACACAGUGACAAGCCCCGCUAUGUCCACAACACCAAAUGGCGACAUGACGACUACGGCAGAAAACACAGCGACAAGUCCCGCUAUUUCCACAACACCAAAUGGCGACAUGACGACUACGGCAGAAAAACACAGCGACAAGUCCCGCUAUGUCCACAACACCAAAUGGCGACAUGACGACUACGGCAGAAAACACAGCGACAAGUCCCGCUAUGUCCACAACACCAAAUGGCGACAUGACGACUACGGCAGAAAACACAGCGACAAGUCCCGCUAUGUCCACAACACCAAAUGGCGACAUGACGACUACGGCAGAAAACACAGCGACAAGUCCCGCUAUGUCCACAACACCAAAUGGCGACAUGACGACUACGGCAGAAAACACAGCGACAAGUCCCGCUAUGUCCACAACACCAAAUGGCGACAUGACGACUACGGCAGAAAACACAGCGACAAGUCCCGCUAUUUCCACAACACCAAAUGGCGACAUGACAACUACGGCAGAAAACACAGCGACAAGUCCCGCUAUGUCCACAACACCAAAUGGCGACAUGACAACUACGGCAGAAAACACAGCGACAAGUCCCGCUAUGUCCACAACACCAAAUGGCGACAUGACUAA
Messenger RNA from Fundulus heteroclitus (mummichog), 1322 nucleotides. RefSeq names its product cell wall protein DAN4-like. The transcript is spliced from 2 exons. The record is from RefSeq and is a predicted model, not a curated record. Lineage: Eukaryota; Metazoa; Chordata; Actinopteri; Cyprinodontiformes; Fundulidae. Bases 84 to 1322 code for a protein of 412 amino acids.